This is a messenger RNA of Syngnathus typhle (broad-nosed pipefish), 19689 nucleotides long. RefSeq names its product obscurin, cytoskeletal calmodulin and titin-interacting RhoGEF a (gene obscna). The transcript has 81 exons. Gene Ontology annotation, biological process: protein phosphorylation. Lineage: Eukaryota; Metazoa; Chordata; Actinopteri; Syngnathiformes; Syngnathidae. The record is from RefSeq and is a predicted model, not a curated record. Bases 218 to 19291 code for a protein of 6357 amino acids. Gene Ontology annotation, molecular function: ATP binding; protein kinase activity; protein binding.
UCGGGGUAGUGCGACUCAUAUUCCCAAUGUAUGCAUGCUGACUUGUUAAUAUAGUAAGCUUUGUUGUAAAGGAUGUUUGUAUUUUUGUUGUGAUGGUGUUCUUUUAUACAUUUAAGAAAAAUAUAUUUUGUUUUCCACCAUGCCCAGCCAGUGUAAGGAUGGAUUUCUCUUAGAGUACAUCUGAGUUAAAGGUUUCAAUCAAUCCGAAGCAAGAAGUAUGGCCGACAAUAUCCCUGGAGGAAUAGUAGCAGCCGCAAAGAACCGUCUGCAGGUGGUUAGAGGCUUGGAGGAUGUACAAGUGUCGGAAUGUGAAAGCUGCACCUUUGAGGUGACCCUCAACUUGUCAUACAUCGAGGGAGUGUGGACCAGGGAUGGGAUGCGGCUCAAGUCCAAGCCCAACUGCCGCAUCAGCACACACGGGAAAACGCAUUCCCUCGUUUUAAACAGAGUGGCGUUGGCAGAUGUGGGCUUGAUCUCUUUCCAGGCAAAUGGCAUUCAGACCUCUGGGAGACUCACAGUUAGAGCUAGGGACAUCUAUAUUGUCCAGGAACUUCAGGAUGUUGAUACUAUGGAGCGCCAAUCAGUCAGUUUCAUGUGUGAAGUAAACCAAGUGGAUGUGGAUGGUCGGUGGUACAGAGAUGACUGUAGAAUCAGACCUGGAGACAACAUCAAGAUCAGACAUCAGGGUAAAACCCACACCCUGUCUUUUAAGUCAGCCAGACCAGAACACGCUGGAGAGAUCCGAUUCACUGCGGAACGUGUUUCGUCUUAUGCAACUCUUACAGUAAAAGAGCUGCCAGUCCAAAUAGUACGUCCCUUGAGAGUCAAGAUAGCCAUGUAUCACCACAGAGGCCUGCUGGAGUGCCAAGUUUCUCGAGCUAACGCUCAAGUCAAAUGGUACAAGAACAAAAAGGAGCUUGUGUCCAGCAAAAAGUACCAACUGGUCAGCCAAGACAUUUACAGACAGCUUACCAUUGACGACGUCUGCUCGUCAGAUGAAGACACCUACACUUGUGACGCAGGAGAUGACAAAACCAGUUGUCAGCUUCUAGUUGAGGAGCAGGCUAUGAGCAUCGUUCGGGGCAUGAGCUCAGUGGAAGUGACAGAACCUGAGUCAGCGCUUUUUCAAGUGGAAACCAGCUUGAAGUCAGGAAGGCCGCCCAGAUGGACCUUGAAUGGGAAUGUGUUGGAGCCUAGCGAAAACGUGGAUAUCUAUAGAGAGGGUACCAUCCACAGCCUCUGUCUCAUUUCCACAGACAGCUCCAUGUCGGGGCCUGUGGUUUUUGUCGCUGGCAAGAGCCGUUCUUCUGCGGAACUUACGGUAAAAGAGCGGCCCCUUCAAGUUGUCCGCAAUUUGGAAGAUGUGGACGCCAAGGAGAACAGCUCUGUGACUCUGAGCUGUGAGUUUGCCCCCUCCCCCAGAGUGGUGAGGUGGUUUAAAGGUCGUACAGCUCUGAAGACUUCAAACAAGUACAGCAUGAGGAGAGAUAGGAAACGUGCAGAGCUGACAAUCCAUGGCUUGGUAGGGAUGGAUGCAGGGCAGUAUAGCUGCACGGCGGGGGGUACACAGAGCGAGGCACAUGUUAAGGUCGAAGUGCGAAAACUAAAGCUGGUCAAACACCUUGAACCAGUGGAACUUGAAGAAGAUGGUGUUGCCAGCUUCGCUUGUGAGCUCAACUAUGUGGUUGCCAACGUAGAGUGGCUCCUCAACAAUGUCCGCCUCUAUUCCAGUGCCAUAAACAGGAUCCAACACAUGGGUACCAUGCACAGCCUCUUCAUUAAGAAGCUGAGACCCCAGAACAGCAGAAUCACCUUUAAAACUGGUCUUCUUUCCGAGACAACAACUUUAAAAGUUAAAGAGCGACCUGCAGUCUUCCUAAGACCUCUGGAAGAUGCAGUUGGGGAAGAACAAGGGGAAGUCUGCCUCCAGUGUGAAAUUUCCAAAGAAUCUGUGAUCCCAGUCUGGAGAAAGAAUGGCAUUGUUCUGACGCCUGAUGAUAAACAUGAGUUGUGCCAGUAUGGGAGGUCCAUGGCACUGAUUGUUCACUGUUUGAGUAAAGAUGAUGCUGGACAGUACACCUGUGACCUCGGCACCAGCCAGACCAAGGCUAAAGUUACUGUUCAUGAUUUACACAUCACUAUCAUCCAGCGUUUGAAGACAACCUCCAUAUUGGAGGGUGAAAGCUGCACUUUUGCAUGUCAACUCUCUCACAUUCUUAGUGAUGAGCCUUUCUGGACCAUCAACAGUCAAGUGGUUGUCUCUAAUGGCCACUUCCAGAUCAUCAACAAUGGUCGCAAGUACAAGUUGAGAAUUAAAGAUGCAGUUUUGUCCGACGCUGGAGAAGUGAUCUUUGCGAUUAAUGACUUAAGCUGCAGGACCAUGCUUUUUGUCCAAGAGCGCCCAGUGCACAUUUUUAGGGAUCUGCUGAAUGUCAAGACUGUGCCAGGUGAAGAUGCAGAGCUGAGUUGUGAGAUCACCAAACCCGAGGUCUGCAUCCACUGGCUGAAAAAUGGCCAUCAAAUCAGGCAGAGUCACAAAUACAAGAUGAGUGUGGAAAAGAACCUGGCAAAGCUGAUAGUCAAGAACACCACAAUCAGAGAUUCAGGAGAGUACUGUUGUCAGGCUGAUGGGGUUGCCUCCCGUGCCAAGCUAGAGGUCCGAGAAUUGCAGCACUCAUUUGCACGAGAGUUAAAGGACAGCCAAGCCGAGGAAAAAGCUAAAGUGACUCUGGAGUGUGAGACCAGACAGCCAGCCAAGCGAGUAACCUGGUUGAAGGGCAUGAUGGAGCUGAGAUCUAGUAGGAAGUAUGUCAUGAGGCAGAAGGGUGUGGUGCUGUCACUCACCAUCACUUUUCUGGAGAAGUCGGACACAGAUAUCUACACAUGUGAUGUUGGAACCAUGCAGAGUCGUGCACAGCUGACUGUGCAGGGCCAGAGGGUGGUGAUCCUGGAAGAACUUGAGGACAUUGAGUGCCUUGAAGGGAACACGGUUACAUUCAAGUGUCAAAUCUGUCCCAGUGACUACACGGGGGUGAAGUGGUACCUGGACGAGACUCUCCUCUACAAUAAUCAGCUUAAUGAAAUUCAAAUGCUAGCGGGAGGAUACCACACGCUGACAUUUAGACAGCUAGCUCGUAAAGACACCGGUACCAUUUCGUUUUCAGCCGGUGAUAAACGAUCAUAUGCGUCACUGUUGGUCAGAGAGAGACGUCCAACCAUUUGUAAAGCGCUUGAGGACUGUGAGGCGAUUGAAGGAGGGGGCCUAGUUUUAUCCUGUGUGACCUCAAAGCCUUGUCACAUCCUGUGGUACAAAGAUUGUUGCUUGAUGUGGAACUCGUCAAGGUAUUACGCAACUCGUUCAGGAUGUGAGGCUCGGCUGGCAAUUCGGGAGGUCUGCCAAGGUGAUGCUGGGGUGUAUGAGUGCAGCGCUGGAUCAGUUUCGACGAGGGCUGUUGUAACCGUCAAAGCUAUCCCAGCUGAGUUCACAAAGCCUCUUCAGAACGUAGAGUCCAGAGAGGGUGAGACUGCGACCUUGACUUGUGAGUACUCUCUGCCGGGAGUCCAGUUCCAGUGGAGAAAAGGCAUUGAGAGCCUCAGGCCUGGAGACAAGUAUAUGAUGAAACAGAAACAGACCGUCAUUUCACUCAUAAUCCGAUCUCUGAAGCCAGAGGACUCUGGGGAAUAUACUUGUCAGUGCAGAGGCCACCACACAACAGCAAGGCUCAAAGUCCAAGACAUUCCGAUUACAUUCAUCCAGCAUCUGAAGAACAUACAUACCGAAGAAGGGAACAAUGUCAUAUUGCGAUGUGAACUAUCCAAAUCUGGAAUACCGAUAGAAUGGAUGAGAAGCCAAGAAGUGCUAAAGAACGGGGUGAAGUACCAGAUGAGAAGAUGGGAGACAACACUAGAACUUUUGAUCUGGAAAGCUGUUCCUGAAGACAGUGGGUUUUACAAGUGUGUGUGUGCUGAUCAGGUGACAUCCACCACUGUCAAAAUCAAAGCUCUCCCGCUGACCUUCAAGCAGAAACUGCGCAAUGUAACCUUUGAGGAGGGAAACACAGCAAUUUUACGCUGUGAGAUUUCCAAAGCAUCUGCCUUUGUGGAGUGGCAAAAGGGGGGGUGUGAGCUCAUCAAGAAUGGCAACAAAUAUCACAUUCGCCAAAGGGACACGCUGAUUGAACUGAGGAUCCUGGAUGUGACGCCGGAAGAUAGCGAUAUCUACACGUGCAUUUGCGGGAACGUGGAGACCACAGCGACCCUCACUGUGAACGCGCUCCCGAUCACCUUCAAGCAGAAGCUGAAGAACCUUCAAGUGGAAGAAGGUCAUAACAUCAAGCUUUCUUGUGAGAUCUCAAAGCCUGGCGUCGCAGUGGAGUGGAGGCUGGCUGGUGAGCUUCUAGAAGAUGGAGAGAAAUUCCAGAUGAAGCAGAGAGGCUCCGUGCUAGAGCUGACCAUCAGCGAUGCCCUGCCGGAGGACAGUGGCGUCUAUGCUUGUGUCUGCAGAGACCAGAAGACCAAGGCCACAGUUAAAGUCAUUGCUGUUCCCGCCACGUUUAAAGGAAGUCUGAAAAACCAGGAGGCAGAGGAGGGCAAUAGCGUGACGCUCCGCUGCAAAGUGUCUAAAACAGAUGCCCUGGUAGAGUGGCAGAAAGACGGGAAGGUUCUGUCUGAGGAGAUGUCGGGACAAAAGUAUCACUUGAAACUUGAAAGGAAAACAGCUGAGUUGACAAUUGUGAAUGUUCAAGAAGAAGAUGCCGGGAGGUACAGCUGUAUUACCGGAGAUGAGAAAACCACGGCAGAGCUAAAAGUGAAACCACUUCCUGUCACAUUCAAACAUGAGCUCAAGAAUUUGGAGGUAAAGGAAGGUGACAGUGGGCUUUUCUGCUGCGAGCUCUCCAAACCUGGAGCUCCGGUGGAGUGGCGGAGAGGUCGUAUGCUUCUGAGCAGUGGAAGCAAGUAUGAGAUGAAGCAGGAAGGACCUUACACAAAGAUGAUUGUCAACAACGUGCAAGAUGGAGACGCUGGCAAAUACAUUUGCAAAACCAAGGAUAGUCAAUCAACAGCUGUGCUGUCAGUCUUGGGUUUACCACCACGUUUCACGCUCAUGCUCGCCAACCAGGAGGUGAUUGAAGGCAACAGUGUGUUUCUUCGCUGUGAGCUGAACAAACCUUCCCAGUCAGUGGAGUGGAGGAGAGGAGGGCUGGUGUUGAGGCAAGGAAACAAGUAUCAGAUGAGGAAGAAAGAUUUGCAGCUGGAGAUGACUAUCAAUGAAGCCACACUCGAGGACACUGGUGAUUACGCCUGUAUUUGUGGCGAAGAAACUACGACAGCUUUUCUUUCAGUUAAUGAACGACCUGUCAAAUUCCUUCGUGAACUGAGUAAUAUUGAAGUGCAAGAGGGCAACGGGGUAACACUUAGCUGCCAGCUCUCCAAAGCAGGGCUCACUGCUCAGUGGAUGAAAGGAGACAAUGAGAUAAUCAACGAUGAACGGUAUCAACUCAAGCAGAGAGGCUCUACACUGGAGCUGGUCAUCAGAAAGAGUCAGCCUGAAGAUAGUGGCGUUUACAGCUGCAUUUGCGAAGAUAUUAAAAGUACUGCCACGAUUAUAAUCACGGCAAUUCCAGUGACAUUCAAGCAAAAGUUGAAAAACCAAGAAACAGUGGAGGAGAGCAGUGUGAUACUCCACUGCGAGCUCUCCAAACAAGGAGUCCCAGUUGAGUGGAGAAAGGAUGCUCACCUCCUGAAGGAGGGAGACAAAUAUCAGAUGAAGCAAGAGGGCAGGGUGUGUGAGAUGCUGAUCACGGAUCUAACGCUUAAAGAUACUGGUGAAUAUAGCUGCUCCGUUGGAACAGCUGUGACUUCGGCUGAUAUCAAAGUAAGAGUUCUUCCUAUUACAUUUAAGCAAGAAGUUCAGAAUAUGGAGCUUAAAGAAGGUGACAGUGGAGUGUUUUGUUGUGAACUGUCCAAACCUGGAGCUCCAGUGGACUGGAGGAAAGGAAGAGUGAUCUUGAAGCCCGGUUACAAAUAUGAAAUGAAACAGGAAGGGAGUCUCACCAAACUGUUUGUCAACAAUGUAGAAGAGAGUGAUGCUGGGAAGUACACUUGCAAGACGAAGGACAGCCAAUCCACUGCUGACCUCAUUGUGAAAGCACCUCCCAUCACAUUCAAAACCAAGUUAAAGAACCUGCAAGUGGAGGAGGAAAACUGCAUGACGUUGACAUGUGAAUUAUCCAAACCUGGUCUUCCUGUUGAGUGGAGGAAAGGCCAGGAGCUGCUGAAAAAUAAUUUCAAGUAUCAGAUAAAAAAUCGAAACGGCAUGAUGGAGCUGACCAUCAAAAACACUCAACUGGAGGACAGUGGAGUCUACAGCUGUAGCUAUGGCGAUACCAAGACCGUAGCCAACAUCACUGUCACCCCUAUUCCCCUCAAGUUUAAGAUGGGUUUAAAGAACCAGGAGGCCGCUGAGGGAGGCAACGUGACCCUACGAUGUGAACUGUCCAGGACGGGGGUAUCUGUCCAGUGGUGGAAGGGAGAGGACCAUCUCUCUCCAGGUGGGAGGUAUCAGAUGAUCCUCAAGGAGACCAUAGCUGAGAUGAGCAUCAGAAACGUCCAGCCGGAUGACGUUGGGGAGUACAGUUGUGUCUUUGGCGAGCAGAAGACGACGGCGGAAGUGAACGUUAGAGCGGCAGCAUCAGUGUUCUUUGAGAAGGAACUGGAGAGCCAAGCGGUGAUGGAGGGCAAAUCGGUGCUGCUGACAUGUGAAGUUUCCAGUGCGAAUGUCCCUGUCACUUGGAAGAAGGACAACAUUGCCAUUAAAGAAGGAGGACGAGUAAUUAUUACAAAAACAGGACCUACGCAUAUGUUGGAGAUCAAGCAGCUGAACCUGGAAGAUGCUGGCGAAUACUGUUGCAUCACCAGGGGCAAGAAGACCACCGCUAAGUUGGUUGUGAGGGAGCGAGUUCGAAUAGUUAGAGAACUUAAAGACAUCACCGUGACUGCUGGGGAGGAUGCCAUGUUUGUGUGCGAGCUUAGCCACGCCAAUGUGACUGAGGGUGUGUGGUGGCUGGGCUCCAGUCCAUUGCAGAGGAACGAAAUGAACCAGAUGACAUACCAAGGUCGCACACACCGACUUGUCCUCACCAUGACAACACCUGAGGAGACGGGCAUUGUGGCAUUUGUGGUCGGGGAGGAAAGGACAUCAGCAAGUCUUCUCGUGGUGCCAAAACCCAAAGUUUUGUUUGAGGAGAAGCCUCAAGAUGUUCAAAUCUUGGAAGGAGAAAUUGCUACUUUGUCCUGCACAACUUCUGACUUCACCACCCCUGUUACCUGGAGGCGCAACCACAUCCCUCUUCGAGACAGCGAUAAAUUUGAGAUACGAAGGGAGGGAAAAGUCAAUUUACUGCUCAUCCAUGCAGUGGAACCAAUGGAUGCUGGAGUUUACUCUUGUGAUACAGGCGACGCACAAGCCAGUGCCAAGCUUACUGUGAGAGAGCUCCCACCAUUCUUCCAGGAAGAGUUGCAAAAUGUUGAGACUGAGGAGGGAAGCUCAGCCGUGCUUUACUGUGAGCUCUCCAAAUUGGGGCUGCCGGUACAAUGGAAGAAGAACAGGUUGCCACUUAGGGCAGGCAGGAAGUACGAGAUGAAGCAAGAUGGCUGCUUUCUCCAGCUUCAUAUCAAGGAGCUUAAACUUGAGGAUAGUGGAAGCUACACGUGUCAAGCAGGAAAUGUAGAAACUACUGCAACUGUUACAGUCAAAGAGCUACCGCCAUUCUUCAAGAAAGAUUUGAGAAAUGUGCGGAUGGAUGAGGGAGGUUCAGUUACCUUGAGCUGUGAGCUGUCUAAACCUAGUGCGCCAGUGCAGUGGAAGAAGAACCUGCUGCCUCUGAGGGCUAACAGGAAUUAUGAGAUGAAGCAAGAUGGCGGUCUUCUCCAGCUUAGCAUUGUGGACCUUAAACCUGAAGACAGUGGCAGCUACUCAUGUCACGUAGGAAGUGUAGAAUCAUCUGCAACUUUAACAGUAAAAGAACUUCCGCCAUUUUUCAAAGUAAAUUUACAGAAUGUAAAGGGUGAGGAGGGAGGUAUUGUCUCCCUGCGCUGUCAGGUAUCGAAGCCAGACACUGUAAUACAAUGGAAGAAGAAUAAGUUGCCAUUAAGAGCCAGCAACAAGUAUGAGAUGAAGCAGGAAGGUUGCCUCAUCCAGCUUGACAUCAAGGAGGUCAAACCUGAAGACAGUGGAAGUUACACGUGUCAAGCAGGAAGUACAGAGACCACUGCAACCGUGUCAGUAAAAGAACUGCCUCCAUUUUUUGUUACAAAGUUACAAAAUAUUGAGGUGGAGGAGGAAGGUUCAAUCGUACUGUCCUGUGAGUUGUCCAAACCUGGAGCGUCGGUGCAAUGGACGAAAAACAGGCUGCCUCUCAGGGCCAACAGGAAGUAUGAAAUGAAACAAGAUGGCUGCCUCGUUCAGCUCAAAAUCAGUGACCUCAAACCUGAAGAUGGUGGGACCUACAUAUGUGAAACAGGAAACGCAGAGACCAUUGCAACAGUUUCUGUAAAAGAAAUCCCAGUUGCAUUCAAAGCUGACUUGCAAAGUACGGAGGCAGAGGAAGAAGAUACAGCAGUCCUGUCCUGUGAGCUGUCUAAACCUGGAGUGGCAGUGCAAUGGAAAAAGAACAAGUUACCUCUGAGGGCAAAUAGGAAGUAUGUGAUCAAACAAGAUGGCUGCCUUCAUCAGCUUAACAUUAUGGACCUUAAAUCUGAAGAUAGUGGAACCUACACAUGUCAAGCAGGAAGUACAGAGAGUUCUGCAAGAGUGACUGUGAAGGAGUUCCCAUUAUUCUUCAAAGAAGAACUAGUAAGUGUGGAGACAGAGGAGGGCGGCUCACUGUCUAUACGCUGUGAACUGUCCAAACCUGGAGUGCCAGUGCAAUGGAAGAAGAACCGGCUGCCUCUGAAGGCCAACAGGAAGUUUGAGAUGAAACAAGAUGGUAGCCUCCUGCAGCUCAACAUCAGUGACCUCAAGCCUGAGGAUGGUGGUAGCUAUAUAUGCCAAGCUGGCAGUGCAGAGACUAUUGCAACAGUGUCUGUAAGAGAGCGCCCGGUUUCAUUCAAAGUUUACUUGCAAAGUAUGGAGCUAGAGGAAGGAUUAACAGCUGUCCUGUCCUGUGAGCUGUCCAAACCUGGAGUGGUAGUGCAAUGGAAAAACGACAAACAACCUCUGAGGGACAACAGGAAGUAUGAGAUGAAACAAAAUGGUUGUCUUAUCCAACUCACCAUCAAGGACCUCAAACCUGAAGACAGCGGAAGCUAUACAUGUCAUGCAGGAAGUGCAGAGACUUCUGCAACUAUAGCUGUCAAAGAACUCCCAUUAGUCUUCAAAGAAAAAUUAGAAAAUGUGGAGGCAGAAGAGGGAGGUUCAAUCUCUCUAUGUUGUGAGCUGUCUAAACCUGGAAUGCCAGUGCAAUGGAAGAAGAACAAAGUUCCUCUGAGGGCCAACAGAACGAAUGAGAUGAAACAAGAUGGCUGCCUCCUCCAACUCAACAUCAAGGACCUCAAAAUUGAGGACAGUGGUAGUUAUUCGUGUCAUGCCGGAAGUGCAGAGACUGCGGCAACAUUGUCAGUGAAGGAGCUGCCACCGUUGUUUGUGACAGACCUACAAAGUAUAGAGGUGGACGAGGGCAUCUCAAUCUCUCUGAAAUGCGAGCUGUCCAAACCUGGAUUGCCAGCGCAAUGGAAGAAGAACAGGCUACCUCUUAGGGCCAACAAGAAGUAUGAGAUGACGCAAGAUGGCUGCCUUCUCCAGCUCAACAUCAAGGAGGUCAAACCUGAGGACAGUGGUAGCUACACAUGUCAAGCAGGUGGUGCAGAAACCACAUCAACUGUUUUUGUCAAAGAAUUACCUUGCUUUUUCAAGAAAGAAUUACAAAACACAGAAACAAAAGAGGGAGCUACAGUCGUUUUAUGCUGCGAACUGUCCACACUUGGAGUGUCAGUACAAUGGAAAAAAAACAGAAUGCCAAUAAGAGCAAACAAGAAGUAUUCAAUGAACCAAGAUGGCAGUUUGCUGGAACUUCAUAUCAAGGAGCUAACUUCAGAAGACAGUGGAAUUUAUUCAUGUCAAGCAAGAAGUACAGAGACCUCUGCAAUGGUGUCUGUAAAAGCAUCUGAGACCAUUUUGCCAGAUGAGGAACCUCCCAUGAUACUUCCGCAAACAAGGAGUACCACUUCCACACCUGAGAAAGUGAAUCUUCCCGAUGUUCACCCAAUCCCUCCAGAACCCAAGAAAAGGACAUUGCGCAAAGCAUCAAUCACCACUUUAGAAUCUGAUUCAGAGCCAGUGUUUAACAUAAAACAGUCUUUGCAAAUAGAAACUAAAGACCAGAAGGAGAUCCAGACUGAAAUACCUGUCAAGACAGUCUUUGAAAAUGCUCAGGGCUCAUCCAAACCUGAGAGUGUGAAUCUUCCCAUAGUUCACCCAAUCCCUCCAGAACCCAAGAAAAGGCGCAAAGCAUCAAUUACUGCUUUAGACCAGGAUACAGAGCCCAUGUUUAACAUAAAACAGCCCACUCAGUCUUUGCAAAUAGAAACUAAAGACCAGAAGGGGAUCCAGACUGGAAAAUCUAUAGACACAGACUUUGAAAAUGCUCAGGAUUCAUCCAGACCUGAGAAUCUGAAUCCUCCCGUUGCUCACCCAAUCCCUCCAGAACCCAAGACAAGGACACUGCGCAAAGCAUCUAUCACUGCUUUAGAAGGGGAUGUGGAGCUGAUAUUGAACAUAAAAAAGCCCAUUCAGUCUUUGCAAAUAGAAACUAAAGACCAGAAGGGGAUCAAAACUGAAAAAUCCAUCAAGACAGAUUUUGGUUUAGCUCAGGAUUCAAACCAACAGGAGGAUAAAACGGAGGUUUACAAAGGACCAGCAAUGUUAGUUGAGAAGGAGCUUCUGAUUGAAAAUGUUGAGACAGAGAGGAUGCAACCAGCAAAGCAACAAAUUAGGCCAGAAGUGAGUCAGCCAGGCAUGAUUCCUGAAGACAAGCAAAAAGGAAAACCUUGCAAGAAAGUCGGAGAAGUUGAAAAACUAGAUGACCACUCAGAGACAACAUUGUGGAAGAGACUUGAGGAGGAGAAAAAGGAUGUAAAACCAACCGUAACAUCCAUUGGAAGCAAAAUAUUACAAGAAGCAACGUCUACUAUUAAGGAUAGUGAAGUGGGGAAGGCAGAAGAGGGUUUGAAACCCCCUGUGAGGUCAAAAGUAAAAGCAGCAGGAGAAAGGGACCCAACGGAAUAUGUCAGAAAAGAAUCUGAAGAGCUCAUUCUACAGUCAUCAAAUGCUACAGUCAAUGAUUCUAGCAAAGGAAAUGCAGAGAAAAUUCCCAUAAAACAAAUCAAGACCACAGAGAGAGUAGAGGAGCAAGUGCCAUCAAUAAAUCAGCUGGAGAGUCAAUCUGUAAAAAGAAAAGAGCCGCCUCAAGAUACAAAGACUGAAAUAAUUCCCCCAAGGCCACCUGUUAGGUCAAAAAGUAAAACAAGGACACCGAUGGAAAAGCAAACGUCAAGAGACACUGAGACAGAUCAAGAUGAACAACCGGUGACAACAUCCAGAGAACAACGGCUAAAAGAGAGAGCAGCGUCUUUGAAAGAUGAAGAAUCAAGACUUGAGAUGAAACAAUCAGUACUUGCAGAUGCUGAUCUGGUAGAGACGUCAGUUGUCCCCAAACAGCUGAUUAAACAUCCAGUAAGACCGAUGAGAAAAGAACCUGAAACGGACAAAGAAAUAGCUGCCGGAUCUUUGGAAAGGAAGGACGAACAACAAGAAGUGCGAAUGACAGAAGAAAUUCCUCUCCUCUAUAUCUCUGAAGAUGAAACUUUCUCAGAAGCUUUGACCGAGAUCCCACCUGACCACAGCGCCGUUCAACCUGCUGGCUUCUUUGAUGAAACGUCACCCCAACCUUACACCCCGCCUACCAUUCUGGUUCUCCAGAAGACAGUCCAAGAUACUACACCAACGAUUUACAUGAGUGCUGAAGAUGAACCACAAAUGCAAGAGACUAAUGGCAAGAUCCAGAUUCCCUUCAAAGACUACAAAACCGACAAAGAUACACGACCAGUGUUGAAAGAGGUCUUUAGGAACCAGUGUGUAGAUGUUGAUGGUACCAUCAGUCUCGUGUGUACUGUCGAAGGACAGUACGAGAGCGUGCGCUGGCUUAAAAAUGGUCAACCAAUCAGUAGUGACAAACGACAUUGUAUUAAGACACCAGAGGGAGGUGUAUGCUCUCUUGUUAUCACUGAACUGACCCUUAGUGACGGUGGCAUCUACACUUGUGAGGUGGUCAAUAAGUUUGGUACUACGUCCUACAACGGAAACAUAACGGUGGUUGCACCUCAACAACCUGUUCAAACACUCCACAGGCAAGUGCAUCCACCUCUUGCCGCAAUUACUCCACUGCAGUUGGCUUCACAGAAACCUGAGGAAAAAACACAGAUUCAAGAUCAGCCAACUUCAGGGACUGAUCCUGAUAACUACGUCGAGAAUAUAGACGUCUCUUUGUGGGAAGCUUACAACCUGACAGAGCAGCAGAUUCCGUUGAGCCUUCACAAAAGGAGAACAUCGUCUCUCAUCGCCACCAGCUCGAUGUCAAGUCCAUCUGAUUAUGACACUGCACCAGAUGUGAUGGAACCUGUGGAAAUUAAGAACUCAAGGGAGCUUCCUAAGGCAACAGACCAAAAGCCUCCAAAGGAUUUGGAUCAACACUUUUUACAAGUCAAAGGCACUAAAGAGGAACAGAUGAGGACCCCAUCUCCUAAACACCAUAUGGCCCACACACCUUUAGCCAGCACUGUCUCUGGAUCAGAAUCUGAAGGGGAAGAGGAUCAACGCGAGACGUUUGAAAUGUAUGUGGCCCGAGCAGACUGCAACCCAAACAGUGGAAGCAAGGAGAGUUUUUUACUGAAAGAGGGUCAGUUUGUCGAGGUCCUAGACUCCGUCCAUCCAGGCAAAUGGCUCGUAAGAACCAAACCCACCAAAACCAAUCCUGCUCGACAAGGAUGGGUGUGUCCAGCCUACCUGGAGAAAAAGAGAAAGGAGGCCUUCACACAAUUGCGGGCACCUCAAGAGGAUCUUGAUGAGAUUGGUUCCACAGGAGAAGAGUAUAGAAGGGCUUUGAGCCAACUGAUCCAAGGUCUGAUUGAUGGUGAAGAAGAGUUUGUCAAAGAGAUGAAGAUGUUUAUUUCUCAUCCAUUAAAUUAUUUGGACUCAAGUCGCCAUGUUCCCAUCAACAUCAUCAACCAGAAAGAUAUCAUUUUCAGAAAUAUAAAGGACAUUGUCCUUCUUCAUGAAAAGUCUAUUCUCCCUGGACUGAGAGAGUGUACAACAGACGAUGAUGUCGCCAUGCAUUUGAUCCAUCACGUUGAAGAUCUUGAAGAGUAUGUUCACUACAUGCUCGGGCAAUCACAAGCAGAGGCCUGCAUUGCUGAUAAAGCUACCCAACAAUAUCUCAAAGAGCUACCGGGCUCUGGUAGACCUGAAGCUCCAGUCAUAGAUACUUUGACCUUCCUCCAAAGACCAGUUGAAAGGAUUCAGACAUAUCAAGCAUUGCUGAAGGAGUUAAUUAAGAACAAGGCCAAAAGCGGUCAGAGCUGUUGUCUGUUGGAGGAUGCCUACUCUCUUGUGUCCUGUCUACCCUGGAGAUCUGACAACUUGCACCAAGUCUCCCUGAUUGAAAACUACCCUGCUCCUUUGACAGCCUUGGGCGAGCCUGUCCGGCAGGGCGCCUUUACAGUGUGGGAUGAAUCUCCAGAAACAAAAAAGACCUCCAGAGGGCAUCAGAGACAAAUCUUCCUAUUCAAGGAAUGUAUUGUCCUGUGCAAACUAAAAAGAGAUGCCAAUAAGAACUGUGAUACGUUCACCUUCAAGAAUAAAAUGAAGUUGAAUGAUGUAGAGCUAAAGGAAACGAUGGGAAGUGAUGAGAAGACUUGGGAGCUUUGGCAUGAGCACAGGGGCUCAGUGCGGAGAUAUACACUGCAGGGCCGCUCACCACUGGUGAAACUUUCCUGGCUCAAAGACCUGAAGGAGUUUCAGCAACGAGCCAUCCUGCCUACUAACAACCCCCCUGUGUUUACAUCACUACUGUCGGACAACAGGGCAAAGAUCGGACAGACCGUCAAACUGAGCUGCAAGGUUGCGGGAUUGCCUAAGCCUGUGAUCACUUGGCUCAAAGAUGGCCUCGUAUUGGAGGAUGAUCCUCGGCAUAUUAUCACAGCAGAUAAGUCAGGCGCGUGCAUUUUGAUCUUGGACAGUUUGACCACUGAAGACUCUGGACAAUAUGUGUGCUAUGCUACCAGUAGCAUGGGCAGCACUGGUACUAUGGCUACCGUUGUCGUGCAGGCGCCACCCAGAUUUGUUAGUCGUCUGGAAAGUACUUGUCUGAUUGAGAGUGAAGACAUUCACUUCACUUGUUCCACUCGUACAACUCCUUUGCCCAGAAUCAGGUGGAUGAAGGAUGGCAAAGAGUUGACUGACAAGCAAAAAUAUUCAGUCAUGAAUGACUCCCGAAGUGGAAUAUUGUCUCUAACGGUCAUCAGUGCAACAGAGGCAGACAUCGGACUGUAUGAGUGUGAGCUAUCGAAUGAGUUUGGUUGUGUUAAAUGCAAGGCCGGACUGUGCCCCUCCUAUGUCGCCCCGAAUGAAUCUGAGAGUGACCAGGCGCAAGACUUACCUCCUAAAGAUGCAGACUCAGAGGGCUGGUCAUCUGCUUUUGUGAAUAAAUGGCUGCAAACAGAUUUUACUCCCUCCUCGGUUGCUCAGUUAACACCCAUUCAUGAACAAGCUGAGUCUAGUCUUGCAGAAGUUCCUCAACUAGCAGAAAUGGAUCAGCCAACACAGCAGCAGCCUUCGUAUUACUUGGAGGAGGAAGAAGAGGAAAUUUAUAUCUCAGAGCAAAUGCAGGAAAUUACAGAUGUUGCUCCCUUCAUCCAAGUACCUCCUGAAGACGUUUGUGUUGAACCAGGACAAUCAGCCACAUUUACCGCCAUCAUUACAGGAAGGCCAAUACCGCAGAUACAGUGGUACAAGGACGGAGAAGAACUUAGAGCCAGUGACAAUGUGGAGAUUGUCCAGCAUGCCGCCCGCUGUUCAGUGACCAUAGUAUGCCCAGAAAGUCAAGACAGCGGUAUUUACACCUGCUUGUCUUACAAUGAAUCUGGCCAUGUGUCGUGUCAAGCUCAGCUCUUAGUGGAGGAAGGUUCACUAGGGUCUCAAGAGAGAGAGGUGGAGUUGGGGAAGAGAAGGAAGCUAUUCACCGUCUAUGAUGUCGGUGAAGAAAUUGGAAGGGGAACAUUUGGGGUAGUGAAGCGUGUGAUCCACAGAGGGACAAGCGAAGUCUUCGCUGCCAAAUUCUUACCACUGCGAAGUAGCACCCGCACCCGGGCCUUCCAGGAGAGGGACUUGCUCUCCCGUCUGGCACAUCCAAGGGUGGCUUGUCUACUGGACUUCUUCUGCACCCGGCGCACGCUGGUGCUCAUUACGGAAAUCUGCUGUUCUCACGGCCUUGUAGACCAUUUGUUACUCAGAGGGUUAGUUUCGGAGAAGGAGGUCCAGUCAUAUAUUCAGCAAAUUCUUGAAGGUGUUGGACAUAUUCACAGCAUGAACAUUUUGCAUCUGGACAUUAAACCAGAGAAUAUCCUGAUGGUAUAUCCACCUAGAGAUGAAGUCAAGAUCUGUGACUUUGGAUUCUGCCAGGAAGUAGACACAUCCAGACAUCAAUACAGCAUGUUUGGUACGCCGGAGUUUGUUGCACCCGAAAUUGUUCAUCAAGAACCUGUCAGUGCGGGCACAGAUAUUUGGUCAGUGGGUGUGAUGGCGUAUUUAUGUCUAUUAUGUCGUUGCCCCUUUGUGGGUGAAACCGACCGUGCUACACUACUGAGAGUGGGAGAAGGGACCUUAAACUGGGAUGCCCCCGAUGUCAUGAGUAGAAGUCCUGAGGCCCAAGCCUUUCUUCGCAGUCUUCUUCAACCAGACCCUGAGAAGCGGCCAUCUGCCUUUGAGUGUUUGAGCCAUGAAUGGCUCCAGGAUGAAAAUGCAGGGGAAGACACGGAUGAAAUCAACACAAAGGGUUUAAAGGUUUUCAUCUCAAAAAGAAAAUGGCAGCGUUCCUUGACUUGUGUUGGUUCCGUGCUCACCUUAAAGCCAAUUCCAGAACUCCUGGAUGCGCCUCUCAGAUACACCGCGGUGACUGUUCCCCGUGAACACCAGGAGAACAGUAGCACCUCUCCGAGCAGUGGUUCAUCAUCCGAGUACGAUGAGGCUGACUCUUGGGACUUCUUCCAGCACUGCAGCCCAACUGAAGAGGAAGAAGAAGAAACAGAAGAUGACUAUGACCCCUUGAGCGAGCGAGCACGGAUCCCGAAACCCUUUACCAAACUUCGUCAAGGUCUAUACGAGGAGGAAGAAGUGACGUUUGGGGAGGAGGAGGAUGAUGACGAGCUGGUUGGUCGGAUGAGCAUGCUAGAACGGAGUGUAAGCAGGCAGUCCGCUGCGUCAUCAGAUGUUUCGUAUCUCCAAACUCCUCAGAAUGAAAGAAGGUUCAACAAGGGCAGUAGUCCGUCUCUCAACCUUUCCGAUGGUGACGAAGGUUCAGGGAGUGAUGCGGGUCGAAUCCCUCGAGGCAGCGUGAUCCGUAGCACUUUCUACAGUUCAUCUCAUCAGCUUUCACCCAUGUCUGCCAGACACAUGACAUUACGAGACAAGUUUCAGGCCAAGAAGCAGGAAAGAGGUCGCAAGCCACUUCGGAGGAGCAUGUCGGGGCGCCUCAAUGAACCUCUCAUAGAAUACGUGGAGGAUGACAUGGAAGUCAACCGAAGCCAGAGACGGGGGUCCAUCCAACCAACCAUGCACAAGUCUACUUCCUUUGACGGCACCAUGACCCGUACCAAUGCUCCACCCCAGAGAAGGAGCAGGUCUCUCGAUGAGUACUCUCGGCGCUCUCCCAGCUCACCCAAGCCCUCAAAGUCAGGUGACGAAGAAGGUACUCAAAGUAUGAAGGAGGAUUUCACAGACGAUGAAGUGAGAGGAAGGAAACUGCUGGUGAUUCCGAAACCUCGAAGACCCAUAAGAAGGAGGGGUUCAACUGUUCCCGCACAGGGCACCGCCGCACAGGGCACCGCCGCAUCGGGCGGUAGAUCUGCUCCAUUAAACCUUCUUGUGGGUAACAGAAUCAGCCACGGGAUGGAUCAGGAGCAAUCAGAGGGUGACGCCUUCACUGGCUCCCAGGGUUCCUUGGCUGAAUCGUUUAUUUUGGAACACGGUGGUUCCGAGUCCUCCAGUAGACUUGGUUCAUAUGAGGAGCUCAGAGGGAGGUACAGAUCAGAAGAGAGCGAAGGGUAUGAUGACCCGAGGGAGCCUAUGAUUUCAUCAUCUUCUCGGUCAUUUCAAGAACUCAAACCCAGAGGCCAGUUUCCCCAAGCUCCACCACGUAACCGUACCCGCUCCAACCCCAACAUAUGUCGCUUGCAGAUGUCAUCAACACCUAGUCCAAGUCCUAGCCUCUCCUCUCUCCAGGCUCCUGAAAGACCUCCCAGGGCAAAAGAUAAGAAAGAAAGCCACGGCCUGCAAAGACAUGCAUCUGCACCAGCUCUCGAACUUCAGCCACCUGCAGGAAAAUCCCCAAAGCUGGGCCUCCUUAAUAUCUUUCGAAGGCAAUCUUGGGCUAGCCAUUCCUACUCGCAACUGGAUAGCGCAGAGUUAGGACCAACACUUGGAGAGAUAAUGAAGCCAGAUACACCUUCCAUGUCGUUCAGAAAGAAAAUGAGAGCUUCAGCAUCAAGUUUGACCAAGCUGUUUUCGAGAUCAUCCAGUAAAGAAGAUCUAAGUAAAAGAGGGCCAAUUGUUAAGGGCUAUAUGGAACCUGAAAGGGAGCAUGGCCUUGAGAGUCCAAAGAAGAGGACCUCCAAGCGUUUGCCAACUUUCAAGAUACCAGCAUUCAAAAAAUCAAAGGAUCUUCUCAUCCGUCCCAACAAGGCUGAUGUGUUUCAUUUGGACGGAGGUGGAGUACUGCUGGUGUGGAAGCCUGUUCAGUCUAGUGACCCGGUUACCUACUGUGUGCAGUACUGUACAGAUGGUGGCGACUGGACAGUCCUCUCAGAAGAUGUGAAUGAUAGCAGCUAUGUGGCAAAGGAUCUCCCCAGAGGAGCUUCUUAUGUUUUCAGGAUCGGCUGCAUCACUAAGACAGGAGCAGGACCUUUCAGCGAUGCUUCCGCCCCGGUUGUUAUGGCAACUCAGCAUGAAGAUGCAAACAUUCCUCUCAUCCAGACUGAGUGCCUUGGUUCAAAGGUUGCUGGCUCAGAAAGUCAACCAACACAAAGGAAUUACAACUUCCUCUCAGAGAUCAACAGGGGUCGUUUCAGCGUGGUCAAUUUAUGUCGCGAUGCUGAAACCAGCCAAGUGUUUGCCGCCAAGAUCACACCUUACCGGGUGGAGCAGAGACAGUUGGUACUGAGGGAAUAUAAACUCUUGAGGAGGCUUCACCAUCCCCACCUGGUAAAACUGCACAGUGCUUACAUCACUUCCUGCUACCUGGUGCUGGUGGAAGAGCUCUGUCCUGGCAAAGAGUUGCUCUACAACCUAGCUGCGAGAGAUGUGUAUUCAGAGGCUAGUGUGGCGGAGCUGCUUGGUCAAAUCCUGAGUGCAGUCGACUACCUUCACGGCCGGCGCGUGGUCCAUUUAGACCUCAAGUCUGACAACAUGCUGGUAGACGACGGAAACCACCUGAAGAUUGUUGACUUUGGCUCAGCUCUGUCUUUCACACCUGGUCAGCCUCUCCACACUGAGCAUCUGCAGGGUCUGUCGGAGAGUAAAGAGCACCGCAGCAAAGUUUAUAUUGUCCUCCCUAAAGCUCCGGAAAUCCUAGAGGGCCAAGGUGUUGGGCCUGAGACUGAUGUUUGGGCCAUCGGAGUUCUCUUGUUUAUUAUGUUGAGUGCUGACAGCCCAUUUCAUGCAGAACUGAGCUGGGAACAAGACAAAAACAUCAAGAAAGGGAAAAUCCAGUUUGGACGAUGUUACCCCGGUUUGUCCGAAGGAGCCCUGAACUUGAUGAAGAGCAGCCUGAAUAACAAAUCCUGGGCAAGACCCACGGCGGCAGAGUGUCUCCAGAACCCUUGGCUGCGUGCCCAUCGUGCUCCCCAUCGAUCACGCCACUCCAAGGUGUGCUUCUCUACUGAUAAGCUCAAAGCAUACCUCAUACAGAAGGAAGAGAAGAGAGACCAAGUACGCACCAAGCUUCAGGGUCCCUUCUUCCAGUAGUGAGCCAACUGAGAAAACAAUGGAAGGGUACAGCAUGGUAUUAACAAAGUUGUGUGUCAAUCAGUUGUUCUUUGAGGAAACUGUGAUGCGUCUUAAAAAGCUGCAUAUCCCUUUAUUUUAGCAUUGUGGUAAGAGUGUUCUAUGUGGUUUGGUUCUGGUUUAAAUGCAAACAUAUCAGGGGUAAUGUUCAGCGAGCAAGUUUGGACAUGAUCAUGUUUCUCUGUGCAUGUCACAUUUGAAUUUAAAUAUAACAUUGUUCAACCCUUUUUGUUUUCAUGUGUAAAUGAGAAUUUAUUUUUAGGUUGGAUAUCUGAGUCGUACAAUUGAUUGUGUCAACCACCGGCUUGGAUGAGUUUUUGGAUGACGGGUGAAAUAAAUGGCAUUAAAUUGACUAGUAA